CAGCCUGGCUGACAAACUCCUGGAUGAUGAGGGGCAGCACAGAGGCAGUGGUCAGUCAGUCGGUCAGUCAGCAUCGCCCUGGUUGCUCAUCAUCAUACUCGUAGUCAUCACCUUGCCUUUGCUACCCUCUACUUCAUCAUACGACGAACUUGAUGCUCCCUCGUCUGCCCUUCAACCUCACCCAGUCAACAGCGAGACUAUUCAAGCAAAGUAGCACCGCACCCCGCAUCAGCUUCGGAUUCAGAUUCUCCACUUCAGCUUUCGCAAUGGCACCUCAACGUAUCAAGCUCGCAGCUGCUUCUGAGCUUCCCAAGCCGGGACAGAAGAAGGACUUUGUCGCAUUUGGCGAAGGGGAUGAUGCAUCGAAGAUCCUGCUUAGUAAUGUCAAGGGAGAGAUCUAUGCUACCAGCGCAAAGUGCACUCAUUACGGAGCUCCUCUCGCUAACGGUAUCCUCACCGAGGAAGGUCAUCUCGUCUGCCCCUGGCACGGGGCCUGCUUCAACGCCAAGAACGGAGACAUUGAAGACUCGCCUGCCCUCGACUCCCUCCUUUCCUUCCCAGUAGAGGUAGACUCAAACGGUGACGUGUACGUCUCUGCAGAGGAGGAGCAGCUCAAGGGCAAGCCAGGAAAGCCAAUCUCCUGCUCUGGCUCCAUCAAGGAGAGCAAGCAGGGAGGUCUGGUCAUCGUUGGAGGCGGCUCUGUUGGAAUUCACGUCAUUGAGUCUGCAAGGAAGAAUGGCUACUCGGGUCCCAUCACUCUCGUUACAUCCGAAGACCACGCUCCAUACGAUCGAACAAAGCUCUCAAAGGGUCUCAUCGCCGACGCUUCCGCCGUCGUCUGGAGGUCGCCUUCUCACCUCGAGAAGGUACUCAAGGUCAAGGUCAAGACUGGUACCUCGGCGCAGUCCCUACUACUGUCAGAUAACAAGGUCAAGCUAAGCUCUGGCGAGGAUCUGCCAUAUGAGCACCUCGUACUUGCUACUGGCGGUAUCCCCAAGCGCCUGCCCGUUCCCGGAGCCAAGGAAGGAGAGCUGGAAAACGUUCACCUGCUUCGCGGCCUCGGACAUGUCGAAGGAAUUCUCAGCGCACUUGGUGACAAGCAGGACAAGGAUGUCGUUGUCAUUGGCUCCUCUUUCAUCGGCAUGGAAGCAGCCAUUGCCAUGGCCGGACAGAAGAAGGCAAAGUCUGUCUCGGUUGUGGGCAUGGAAGGCGUGCCUCUGGAGGCCAUCCUGGGUGCUGAAGUCGGCAAGGGCAUCAAGGAUGCCCAGGAGAAGAACAAUGGACUCAAGUUCUACAUGAAGGCUGGUGUGCAGUCCAUCGAGGGUGAUGGUAAGGUCUCUGCCGUCAAGAUCAAGGACUCCAAUGGUAAGGAAGUAUCGAUCAAGGCCGACGUUGUCCUAUUGGGUGUCGGUGUAGGUCCUGCUACCAACUACCUCAAGGAGUCCAAGGGCUUCCCCGAACUCGAGAAGGACGGCUCGGUCCUCGUCGACUCGACUCUUCGUGUCCAAAACUUGUCCUCCUCUGUCUUUGCUGCCGGUGACAUCGCUACCUUCCCCUCCUUCAAUGGCAAGGAGAAGAUCCGGAUCGAGCACUGGAAUGUGGCUGGUAAUCAGGGUCGUGCAAUCGGAGAGACGAUUGCCAAUUUGGAGCGCGGCGAGAAGUCGGCAAGGAAGUACGAGAAGCUUCCCAUCUUCUGGUCUGCCAUGGGAGGUCAGCUACGCUUUGUCUCAGACGGCAACAAUGCCUCCACCGGCAACCAGCCUCCACACGUCGAAGGCUCCCCUGCCGAGGGCAAGUUCGUUGCCUACUACACUCGCGGUGAUGGCAAGGUUUCUGCGGUGGCCUCGAUGGGUUGGGACCCGGUGAUGGUGCAGAGCGCUGAGCUGAUGAAGAGAGGCACAAUGGGCAGCUUCGACGACAUCAAGAGUGGGAAGUUCGAUCCGCUCAAGGUGGAGCUGAGUGCACAGUAGGAUGAGGCGCCCCCUGGGAGUGGCAGCCGAUUGAAGACGAGGCUGUGAGGGUGGGGUGUCAGCUGGUAGUGGGAGCUGAAAGGGGGGCAAACACGAUACACAGACGUGAACAUGAAGUCAAUGAAUCAGCUCUAGCAUCUGCUUACCACACUCGAUAUGAAAUACAUUCGAUCUGACCAUCUGAACCCUUGGUCGUCCA
This is a messenger RNA of Microstroma glucosiphilum, 2169 nucleotides long. Its product is annotated as FAD/NAD(P)-binding domain-containing protein. The record is from RefSeq and is a predicted model, not a curated record. The transcript has a single exon. The coding region runs from base 267 to 1970 and encodes 567 amino acids. Gene Ontology annotation, molecular function: flavin adenine dinucleotide binding; 2 iron, 2 sulfur cluster binding; oxidoreductase activity, acting on NAD(P)H. Gene Ontology annotation, cellular component: cytoplasm. Lineage: Eukaryota; Fungi; Basidiomycota; Exobasidiomycetes; Microstromatales; Microstromataceae.